AUGUUAAAUCGCGUCCGUCGAGACAGACGAAAGAAACUUCCUUCAGUGUUUCUUGACUCAACGGCGGACUCAUUUAGCGCAACUGUUGACUGGCCAACAGGAGCCGCUCUUCCCGUUCCAAAGAAAAAGCAGAAGAACAAAAGGGAGUUGAGUGCCGUGGGGCUGGUUGGCCCUGGUGGUGGUGAGGUCUGGGGACCACACAUCCUGCGAAGUUGUCACUUUAAAAUUGCCGAAGUUUCUGGGAUUAUUACGCUAAUAGCUGGAGAUGGCAAACGCGCCAGCACUACAAGCGAGCCCCUCGAACUCUGGCGCCUUUCUCCGAAUACGCCGGAGGCAGUAGCGGAGCUGGAAAUUGAACUCCAGGUUCAUCUGGUUCAAUUAUUAGGCAAUCCACAGCCACUACGGGGACAGUGGCAGCCCCAGGGACAGCAACAACCUCAGCCAGGAGCUGUGCAGGAGAAGGCGACCAGCUCCCAGUCUACCAGCUCUCUCUCUUCAUCGAAUUCACACUGCGCUGCUUCAGGAGCAGCUGGCGGGAGGGUUCUUCCAAAGCGACGCCUGGCAGGGGGCUUGCUUCGUCCUAAUGGCAUAUCGCCACAAGGUUUUCGAAGGCCGGCACCUGUUCCUCCGGAUGCAGCGGGAUUCGGGGUUUCAGGGCUUGAUGUGUCGGAAUGGAAAGAUAGAGAGUCUGCUCAUCCCAAUAGCUGCCCGCCUACUGGCACAUUUGUAGGAUUUGUACCUCCCUUACGCCGAGCUAUAGAGGAGGUGCCAAGUACCUUCGAGCCUCUUCCCCUAGAGAAGGCGUGGGCAGUUAACGGAACCAAGGCACUGCUCUCCUCGAUUUGCCUAUGCUGCGGACGUUUAGAAGGCUGUUGCUGCUGCUGCAAUGACGAUCCUAACUUUGAAUCGUGCAUCGCUAUAGCGGAUUUCUUUCGCCCGUUGUUUGCUGGGGUUCAGACGGAGGCGCUGCUACCGUGCGAACAGCAGAACCGACGGGCAGACGUGUUACCCCCAGUUAUUGGGAAAAGCUGUAGUCCUUCUGGUCAAGAUAACAGCGUAGAUAGGAUAAAUACCCCAGCAGAACCUGAAAAUGCUGAUGAUUGCUCCCUUGCGACUGCUGCGGCGCAGCCCCAGUGCGACAUCCAGCCUCUACAGGCAACGUCGAAAGCUCCCUUCCAGUAUGAGGCUUCUCUCGAGAUUCCUCCGGACCCAACCAAGCCAGCUCAAGGCGAGAAGACUCGCGUGCACCCGCCAGGCUUUGGUGCUCCGUCUUCAGCAGCAGGCUGCUGCGCCGGGGCCGCUGCUUUCUCAAUAGGCCAUAACGCAGCCCCUCCUCGCAUCACCCAGCCCAGAAGCAGAUUCCGUGCACUUGCGGGGGGAUGCAUGAAUCCAGCCUCUAGCGGUUUCCAAGCGGCUCCUUAUCGUAGCUGCCAAAACAGCGGAAGGACUUCGACGAGCAAAGCCAGUGCCCCAGGCCCAGCAGCGGCGAGAUGCAGAACCUUUAACAAACCUGGGGCGACGGCAGGAUAUACUGAAGCAGCAAACAGGCGGAACUACACAGGCCAACUGACUGUGAAGCCUCAGCCGCCACAACCGCUACAGACGGAGCAACGUGAAUUGUGGCAACAAAAAACAUCGUUUCAGCAAGUUGCGUCCGAGGCAGGGGUAGCACCAGUUGGGGAUCUGCAGCGUCAAGCCCCUCCCCUGCUGCUUGCUGAAGGACUGCCUGAAGGGCAUCGCGAAAACCUGGUAGACUAUAUCCCUAUUACAUUCUGCACGGCACCGACGGAGAUGCCGCCUUUCAACGCGGCGUACGCAGCUGCCCGGCACUUGUUCCUGCCUACGACCCUUGAAGAGAAGGGUUUGACGGCAAGUCGUUUGGCGCUGCGCUAUUUCAACAGCACCCUUGUCUCUCUGCAGACUGCACUGGCAGAGACAGCACAAAAUGUUUGCUGGAGCAAUGGCUGUUCUCCAGGAAUGAGUGAGGCCCGAUUCGUUGUAGAAGCCGCAUGCAUCCGCCUGGAUGGGAAGCAUCAUUAUGGAUUUCAGCAGAGAAAUGCUGAGGCGCACCGGCAGCGAAAGGCACAGCAGCAGCAAAUGCGGCGAUACCAAAAGCUGCGCCAGCGGAAGAAGAGGCGCAUCGAAUGCGGGAAGAUUGUCAGCUCUGCAAGCGAAGCUGAUGAACUGGAGGAAACAUCCGAAGACAGUGAAUGCGAGGCGACUGCCCCGAGGCAACCAGGGCUCCUCCUUGACCUCUCAAAAGCCAAUAUCUUGCCAGGCCCCCUCUUGAGUGUGCUGGAGGGAAAUCCUGCAGCCAAGACGUCUAGCAUUCCCUUUGAAAAAGCUCUGUCAAUGAAAGAACAGCUUGGGCGCAAUGAUAUAUGGGCGUUUUCUCUUGACGGGCGCUUUGAAGAUUGGUCAAAGAUCCUUUUGGUUCGAAGCAUGUGGCGUGGGGCGAGCCCUCACACGAGCUGCAUAAAGGUUUCAGUGUUGGGUCCCUGGCCGGUGGCUCUAAACGCGGCUGAGAUGGCGCUCAACGCGUUAACAGUGGAAGUAGGACUAAACGUGAAAUGUUUGGACGCUGCUUCAAUGGAGCUUGGCAAGGCGUGCGCUGCUCGUGUCCUUGGGCUUGGCGAUCACGAAGGGAGAGACAAAGCAGCUUUUGACGCAGAUUCGACGAUCAGCCAACAAAUAAUGAUGGAUGUAAGCAGCGAAGAUGCGGAGGCCGUAGUGUGUCAUUGUUCCAAUGGCGGAGGCAGCUGGAUGCUAAACGAAGAGCAGCAACGGGUCCUCAUUGCCAUUUCGAGGUGGUUUCGUUACUCCGAUGAGCGUCGCCCAUUUGAAUUGCGGGGAGAAACUCAGCGUCAUGAGGAACAACAUGAGGAGGUAGAGAGAUCUGAAACAAAGACUCGUCCAGAUCGAAAUUGUCAAGACCUGCAACAAGAUGGAGUAUCUAUCUUUUCGCAGGAUAACCAGCACCCAUCCCUCUGGUCGACGACUCAAGCUGAUUCGUCUGCUAUACAGGCAAGAGGCGAAGAUUGUCGUAGUUCCAUUCCCAUGUGCGCCUCCGUGGCGGCACAGGGAUGCAUCACGGGCCCCUCAGCAGGGGCGUUGCCGGGUGAUGAAGACGUCGCUGAUCUCUGUCUUGAUGCCGAGUACUUGGAUGAAAUUCAUCGGCAAAAAGAAAAUGGUGUAGCGGCGAAUGUUGCUAGCGCAAGCUGCUGUGUGCCUACAACGGACUCAUGCACCUUUCUGCCGAGCAUUCUCAGCGAGGACGCGAAAGACGGUCUUAAUGACCAGAAGCACAGGAUGCCCCAGUCCUCUAUCAGUGUCCCCAAAUCCGGACGGGUUCCUCAUGAAAUCAACACACCCGGCAAUACUCAGAACCGGACCAGUGGUCCUUCGGAGGUUCAGAAACUCCGCCAUAUUCGUUCUAAGCAGGCAUGUGCAACCGGCGCAUUCCAGCCUUCGGCUGUCUCUGUCGCCUUUUCAUCAUCACUGAAUUCAACAGCAGCUAGCAUGCCGACCUCCUCACCACCCGUGUUUCUCGUCCAGGGUGUCUUCGGCGCAGGCAAGACAACUUUGCUCGCAGCCACACUGGCAACCCUCUGCAGGCUCCUGGAUCUAGCGAAGAGCCGCAGCCAUGUACUGUUGGUAUGUGCAACUAAUGCAGCUGUUGAUGGCGUAUUGUUGCGGCUGCUAAGGCAGUAUGAUUGUAACGACUUUGCCCGCAUUGGCCGCCUCUCCGAGAUGCAGCCUGAGCUGCUGCCGCACGCUAUUUCCAGCAGCGCUGCUCGGAACUCAGCCGUGCAUGAGUUCAAGACCGUUUUGACCCGUCUGCUAGCUGCACCGGGUGCCCGCCCGGCCCUUGCAAGCAUGGCGAAAGAACUCCUUAGAGGCGUCGACAGUGACGGCAUAGCUGCAGGAACAGUUUUUCCUUUUCUGUUGAUGGACGAGGCGUCGCAAGUUGCGGAGCCAUUGGCAGCAGCUGUGUUGACGCGGGCUAAUCCACUGCGGUGCAUCUUUCUGGGUGACACACGCCAGCUGCCUCCGACAACACGUCUUCGAGGUCCCGUAGCGGGGACAGCCUCCUCUCUCUUCUCCCGUCUUCUCCACCGUGCAGCGCCACCGCCCGCGGUUUCUGAAGGCCAGAGAGCCUCAGCGCAUGCUGUUGAAAUGGGGGCAAACCCGUCUUGCCAGAGCAGUCGACUACCUCGAUCAAAUGCUCUUUUCAGUGUGUUUCAAAUGCGGCUCCAAUACCGCUGCCACCCCGACUUGGGUAGUUUGGCUGCGGAGUUGUUUUAUGGGCGUUUCGUGGCUCACGGGGUGACUGCGGCUUCUCGGCAGUCGUUGCUGCCAGAAUGGAAGGGCGCGCUGUGCUUGGCAGUUGUUCGUGGGAGUCGAGAAACAAAAGCUGGUCGGUCGCUCGUGAAUGUGCAUGAAGCAGUGGUGGUUGCGCGUCUGGUGCAGCAUGCGCUGCAUGGCAGCCAUGCGACGAGCGUCCAAAGCUCAGGACAAGCGGGAGGCGGAUUUCAAGCUGUGAGGCCCAGAGCGGAGGACUUGGGCGUCAUCUGCUUCUAUCGGGCACAGGCAGAGGAGGUCAAGAGGCAGCUUCUCCGACUCCUGCCGAAGGCAGUGGUAGAUUCGGUACAGGUUUCCACCGUUGAUGCCUUCCAGGGGUCAGAGAAAGAAGUCAUCUUCCUCUCUCUCGUGCGUUCAAAUGCACAUCUGUACGGCUCAGCUGCAGGACAGCAGCAAUUAAUACGUGGAGGCACCCACGACUUCCUCACUUGUCCUCAUAGAGUUUGCGUUGCCUUGACGCGGGCCAGAAGGCAGCUCGUUAUUGUUGCUGCCGACACAUUUCUUAAGCACCAAGGUGGCCUCUGGUCACAUGUUUGCCGCCGAGCCACUCAAAUUCACAUUUAG
This is a messenger RNA of Eimeria maxima, 4926 nucleotides long. RefSeq lists its product as hypothetical. Gene Ontology annotation, molecular function: helicase activity. Bases 1 to 4926 code for a protein of 1641 amino acids. The transcript has 12 exons. The record is from RefSeq and is a predicted model, not a curated record. NCBI's taxonomy places the organism in Eukaryota, Apicomplexa, Conoidasida, Eucoccidiorida, Eimeriidae.